Messenger RNA from Strongylus vulgaris, 579 nucleotides. Lineage: Eukaryota; Metazoa; Nematoda; Chromadorea; Rhabditida; Strongylidae. The record is from the annotation of a GenBank genome assembly.
GGUGCUCUUGACGCGUAUCUAAAGAAAAACAAGGAUACCAUAGACAGGGAUGAACGGUUGCUCAUGACGAUGGGAGCGGCAUGGGGAAUGGAAUACUUGCAUAAGUGUAGUGUUCUUCACAGAGAUAUUGCUGCGCGAAACUGCCUAUAUGACAAAGAUAAAAUUGUUAAAAUUAGCGACUUUGGCUUGUCACGACGAGGAUCUACUUAUAAAAUGCAAACGGCAAAGAAGAUGCCCAUAAAGUGGAUGGCGCCAGAAUCCAUGACUACAUUUAUGUUUUCGCAGAAAACUGACGUGUACAGCUAUGGGGUUAGUUUUUUUCAUGAGGAAAAUAUUUUGAUGAUUGGUGUAAUUAAGAUUUUGGUUUACGAAAUAUUUUCUGGUGCAGAGCCUUAUGAAGGAAUAUCAAACUCCAUGACCAAGAAAAUGGUAGGUCAAGCUCUACCCUCCACUAACGGCUGGAAGAAUACGAAUAAAAUUCGAAUCCGUGUAUCUUUUGUGUUCUUUCGUAGCAUAGUGUUUGAGCAGUUAAAGUUCAGGUUUUCACAUCAGUCGGUUCAAGCUCUAUUCCAAACAUAG